GACCUGCCAUGCACCUCCACUUCGCCAUCAAGCAAGGCACGUGAUCAAGAGAUCAACAAGCACGGUACACCAGAAGAGCGUGAGCAGCUCCGAAGGUCGAAGCGGGAGAGAAGAAGGGCCGCCCGAUUCAGCGGUCCAGAAUGGACGGCCUGAUGCAACGGUUGGGCAAAGCGCACACACGACUAUGUCCUCGUUUUAUUUGGCCUGCGAGCCCCUGGGUCAUGGCUUUUGGAAGCCUUGUAUCGGAAGAAAACUCUGAGAUCUCCCCCUGCUUCUCUUCCUCAACCUCCUGCUUCUAAUCCUCCCUCUUGCUUUGGAUUAUUUCCAUUUGUAUCCCAGAUAAUUGAUACUACUGAGCAUGUGAAUUCGAGAGAAUAGAUCAGGGUACAUAACAUUUGGUAUCAGAUUCCAGCAGGUUUCCCUGCGAUUUGGCCGGUUCCUCGAGUUCGGAUCACGAUCCAUCUGGAUCCUCAUCGUUUGGGCGUGGAUCUCUAGUAGAUCCACACAAAGUUCGCUCGCGAACGCCCGCGGUGGGUCGAUUUCGUCCUGAGCAACAGAGAUCGGCGGGUGGAGAAAAGCAGCACACCAACUGUUCGACUGUUUGCCUACGAGAGUCAAACUGGGGACGGAGAAGGCACAAACGCGGUGGGAUACGUCUGGCCGCAUCGACACCAUGGAGGGCAAGAUGGACGCGUUGAUGAAGAUGAUCCAGGACUCGGAGGCUCGCAUGUCGCGAGAGAUGGGGUCUAUCAAGCUCGCCGUCGACGACAUCAAGCCCGACAUCAUCACGCUCCAAGGCUCGGUGUCACGGUUACAACCGGAGAUGGAACAAAUCAAGGCCACCUUCGAGGCUUGGCGGCCAGAAAUGGAAGCCAAGGUUGUUGGCCUAGGCGACGCAGUGAAGGACCUGCGUCGGCAGGUGGAUCACAUCGCGAAGGGAGUGGGAGCUGGUGCGCUGGGAAGGCCUCCUUCAGCCGCCCCUCCAUCGAUGAGCCCAUCUCCAUCGAGCGCGCCUUCAGGCGCACACUCCGGGCAACUCGGCCUCGGCAAGGAACAUCUCACCGGGGUUGUGGUGGUGACGGAUUCGCCUCCGUCAUUACCAACCCCGGUCACAGGUCAGACCACAAACCUGUCUAUGGUCCCAUUUGAUCCUGGUGCUAGUGCUACUCGUGUUCCGUUGGGGAAUCCUCCACCGCACUCAGAUUUUCCAAAGUUUGAUGGCGAUAAUCCGCGUUUGUGGAAGAAGGCUUGUGAAAAGUAUUUCAGGGUCUAUUCUGUCAGUACUGAAUUUUGGGUAGAGCACGCUACAAUGCACUUCACUGGUAAUGCUGCGCUUUGGUUCCAGAGCGCAGAGGAUAAAAUUGGAGAAGUAACUUGGUCUGAGUUGUGUGAAAUCAUAUAUACUCGAUUUGAUCGUGGGCAAUACCAGAUGUUGUACCGACAAGCCUUUAAAAUUAGACAAAUAGGUUCUGUAUCUGAUUACAUCGAGCGUUUUGAUACUCUCAUGCACCACAUGUUAGCCUAUAAACCAGAUUUAGACCCUACUUUCUUUACUACCCGCUUUAUUGAUGGUCUGCAUAAUGAAAUUAAAGUUGUUGUUCUUAUACAACAACCACAAAGCUUGGAGACUGCUGUUUCUCUCGCACUGUUGCAGGAGGAGAUUCGAGACGAAUGUUACCAGCCCAGUUCGAGCAGCAAGUCUGUAUCAUUUGUGCGCGUCAACUCUAAAGCGCUGGCACCUUUAUCAACAGUCAACACUAGCAAUUUCAAACAAAGAGUGUUGAACCCAGGAGAUGAUAAAAAGGGGCAUGAACAAUCUAGGCAGGCUACUGGCUCUCAGAAAUUCGCUGCUCUAAUGAAUUACAGAAGAGCAAUGAAUUUAUGCUUCAAAUGUGGGGAGAAAUACAGCCCACAACAUCAGUGUGCAGCCACUGUGCAGUUGCAUCUCGUGGAGGAACUCUUGGAGAUGCUUGAAGGACCAGAGAGCCCUGAUUCCUAUACAACAGCAACUGAAGGUGAGGAUGAAACGGACCAAGAACUCCAUGCCUUAUCUCAGCAGGCGAUGGGUGGGACAGAAAACAGUACAUGUUUCAGAUUGCAGGGUGUCAUCCAGGGGCAGGAAGUACUGAUGUUGAUUGAUUCAGGCUCAACGGGAAAUUUUAUCAGCGACUCUCUUGCAUCACUCUUGCAAGGUGUGCAACCCAUGCAUAGCCCUGUCCGUGUGAAGGUGGCCAAUGGAGAAAUUUUAACAGGCACCUCUCUUAUUCCUAAUUGUGAGUGGCACUGUCAGGGAGCAACUUUCAACACCACCAUGAAAGUGAUACCGUUACAAUGCUAUGAUGUAAUCCUAGGUAUUGAUUGGUUGAAGGCACAGAGCCCCAUGGAGGUGGACUGGAACUGCAAGUGGAUAGCAGUGAAACAAGGGGAGCUCAAGAAAAGGUUAUUUGGUGUAACAGCUGAUACAUCGUCUUGUAACAUCAUUUCACUUUCAGAUUUGGCAAUAGCAGAAGAAGCUGGUGGAAUAUUAUUCAUUCUGCAAGUGUCUGCUGGGGAACCAAAACAGUCCAAUGAAAUGCCUCGGGAGAUUCAGCUGCUGGUGCAAGAAUAUGCCGAAUUGUUCACUGAACCCAAAGGACUCCCGCCAAAACGUUUAUGCGAUCACAAAAUUCCACUGUUACCGGGCGCUACUCCGGCAAAAUUAAGACCUUACCGGUACAACCCUAUGCAAAAAACAGAAAUUGAGAAUCAAAUCAAAGAACUCAUGAAGCAGGGAAUAUUGCAACUCAGCGCUAGUCCUUUUGCAGCUCCAGCAUUGUUGGUGAAGAAAAAGGAUUUAUCAUGGAGGUUGUGCCAAGACUUCAGGCACCUAAACGCCAUGACGGUGAAGAACAAAUAUCCUUUGCCCGUGAUUGAUGAGCUUCUCGAUGAGUUGUCAGGCGCUAAAUGGUUCACCACCUUGGACCUUAGAGCUGGUUACCAUCAAAUUCGAAUGGCCGAGGAAGACAUACCCAAAACAGCAUUCCAAACCCAUCACGGCCACUUCGAGUAUAAAGUGAUGCCGUAUGGUUUAACUGGCGCUCCAGCAACAUUUCAGGGAGUGAUGAACACUGUGUUGGCCCCUGGACUGAGAAAGUUUGUUUUAGUCUUUAUAGAUGACAUUCUUAUCUACAGUCCUUCCUUGCAGUCCCAUGUCACACACCUCAAAGAAGUUUUCGAUCUAUUGAAACAGAAUCAACUCAAGGUGAAGCAGAGCAAGUGUUGUUUUGCGCAACCCAAGCUGGCUUAUUUAGGCCAUAUCAUCAGUGCCGCAGGAGUCGCAACAGAUCCUGACAAGAUUGCACCAAUUGUCAAAUGGCAAUCUCCUCAAAAUGUUAAACAACUCAGAAGUUUCUUGGGGAUGGCAGGUUAUUACAGGAAGUUCGUCAAGGGUUAUGGAGUUAUUAGUAAAUCUUUGACUGAGCUGCUCAGAAAAGGUGUGCAAUAUAUUUGGACUCCUGAAACAGAAGCUUCGUUCCAAGCAUUGAAAACAGCUUUGAUAUCUGCCCCAGUCCUAGCCCUUCCCGAUUUCAACAAAAGAUUUACAGUUGAAACGGAUGCUAGUGAUAAAGGUAUUGGCGCAGUUCUAUUACAAGAGGAUCACCCGUUGGCUUUCUUAAGCAAAUCAUUGGGCCCUAAACAACAAAGUCUAUCCACAUACGAAAAAGAGUGCUUGGCCAUAUUAUUAGCAGUGGAUAAGUGGAGGUCUUACCUUCAACACGCUGAGUUCCAUAUCAGAACAGAUCAGCGCAGUUUGGUAAACCUGACAGAGCAACGUUUAACUACACCCUGGCAACACAAGGCGUUGACGAAGCUGUUGGGAUUACAAUUCAAAAUCAUCUACAAGAAAGGGCUAGAAAAUAAGGUAGCUGAUGCUCUGUCUCGGCAUCCCUCUUUUCCAUUGAUGUCAAUUGUGGAAUGCAAACCAACCUGGCUUGAGGAAGUAAUUCAGAGUUACUCUUGUGAUGAACAAGCUCAGAAACUCCUCACAAAAAUGGCAGUCCAGCCUAACUUUGAACACUUUUCCCUGCGUGACGGUAUUAUCCGAUACAAGAAGAGGGUUUGGAUUGGAAACAAUGCAAAAAUGCAUGCCAAAAUUACUCAGGCUUUACAUGACAGCGCAAUAGGAGGGCACUCAGGAUUUUACGCUACAUAUCAUCGUAUCAAAAACCUGUUUUCCUGGCCCGGAAUGAAGACGUUUGUCCAAAACUGGGUUCGUAGUUGUACUAUAUGCCAACAAGCAAAAUCAGAACGAGUGGCAUAUCCCGGUCUCUUACAACCAUUGAAAAUUCCAGCUGGGGCUUGGGAAGUUGUCACAAUGGAUUUUGUUGAUGGUCUGCCCAAAUCAGCGGGGUUCAACUGUAUUAUGGUGGUGGUCGAUAAAUUCUCACGGUAUGCUCACUUUGUGCCAUUGGCGCACCCGUAUACAGCUCUCUCUGUGGCCAAAGCAUACAUGAAAGAUGUAUUCAAACUACACUCAAUGCCAUCUGCCAUCGUCUCUGACAGAGACCCGGUAUUCACAAGUAAAAUUUGGCAAGAACUGUUUCGGUUAUCGGAUACCCAGCUGUGCAUGAGCUCUGCAAGACACCCACAGUCAGAUGGGCAAACCGAGCGGGUUAAUCAGUGUCUGGAGGGUUACCUUAGAUGCUUCGUUCAUUCUUGUCAAUCCAAAUGGGUGCAGUGGUUGCACCUAGCAGAGCUCUGGUACAACACGAGUUAUCAUUCCAGCCUCAAGAAAACUCCGUUUGAAGUUCUUUAUGGGCAUGCUCCUAGGUAUUUUGGCAUUGACAGAGUGGAGUCCUGCGCUAUACCUCAGCUUGAAGAAUGGUUAAAGGAGAGAGACACAAUGACUAAACUCCUACAACAGCACUUGGAACGGGUUCAACAACGUAUGAAAUCUCAAGCUGAUAAAGGUCGCACUGAGAGAGUGUUUGAGGCAGGAGACAAAGUGUUUCUGAAACUGCAACCAUAUCUACAGUCCUCAGUGGCGUUCAGAGCUAAUCACAAACUCGCUUUCAAGUUCUAUGGGCCCUUUGAGAUUGAGCAAAAAGUGGGGACAGUUGCUUACAAGCUCAAACUACCAGCAAACAGUCUGAUACACCCGGUGAUACAUGUCUCUCAACUGAAGAAAUGUGUUCCUUCUAACCGUGUUGAAGCUGCAGAGUUGCCUGAUGAACCUCCGGACUUCCAGGAACCUGAGAAGAUUCUUGCGCGCCGCAGCAGAUCGCUUGGCUCCUCUACGGUGCGGGAAGGGCUCAUUCGCUGGACAGGUAUGGCUGACACUUUGGCAACCUGGGAAAAUUUGCAGGAGCUGCGCCAUCGUUUUCCAUCGGCACCUGCUUGGGGACAAGCAGAGAAUAGAUCAGGGUACAUAACAGAGGCCCAGCAGCGGGAGUGCGGCGUAGUCACAGAAGGACUAGAUGCGCACAUCGUCACCCUGCUCUCCUGCGUCCACUCCGUCCUCCCCUCUCCGCCCGUCGUCUCCGGCCACGACGCCCUUCUCCCCCCACCCGAGGACGGCGUCGACCGCAUCAGCGACCUCGCCGACAAGAUCCUCCGCGACAUCGUCUCCCGCCUCCCCGUCAAGGACGGCGCGCGCACCGCCGCGCUCUCCUGCCGCUGGCGCGGCGUCUGGCGCUCCGCCCCUCUCGUCCUCAUCGACUCCGACCUCCUCCCCGACGGAAGCGGCGAGUCGGACGCGCGCGCUGACGCGCGGCGGGUCGCGUACGCCGUCUCGGACAUCCUCGACGCUCACCCGGGCCCCUUCCGCUGCGUCCACCUCGUCUGCAGCAGCCUGGAGGAGUACCCGGACCUGCUGGCGCGGUGGCUCCAUCUCCUCGCCGUCAAGGGCGUCGGGGAGCUCGUGCUGGCCAAUCGCCCGUGGCCGCUCGACACGCCCCUCCCACCCACCGUCUUCGGCAUGGCAACCCUCACCCGCCUGUACCUUGGCGUCUUCCAGUUCCCUGACACGACCGCCAUCCGGUGCGCUGUGGCAUUCCCGCGCCUCCGCGAGCUGGGGCUCUGCUUCGUGGCCAUGCUGAGGCGGGAGGACAUGGAGUUCCUCCUUUCCAGGAGCCCUGUGCUGGAGAUCCUAUGCGUCCAAGCGAACGUUCUUGUCAAGCACCUUGAUCUCGCCAGCCGCAGCCUCCGGUGCGUGCAGAUCAUCGAAGGCAUCGAUCUCAACAUCGCAGUCAAGAAUGCACCACACCUCGAGAGGCUCAUCAUCUGGUCAUCAACAGUCCGAGAUGACUUGCCCAGGUUGGUCAAGAUUGGGCAUGCCCCCUCUCUAAGCAUACUUGGCUAUUUGGAACCGGAGCGGCACACGCUACAGGUCGGCAACACCAUCAUCAAGGCUGGGACAAGGGCGAGUCCGAACACCACAGUCCCAAGCGUCAAGAUCCUCGGCUUAAGAGUCUACUUUUCCAUCCGCAACAAUGCUAAGAUGUUGCCCAGCUUCCUCAGAUGCUUUCCCAAUGUUGAGACGCUUCAUCUUGAGUCCAGGGAGACCUAUCAGCCCACUGGCAGGCUGAGCAACAAGUUCUGGCAGGAGGUCGGUGCUAUCGAAUGUGUGCAGUCACACAUUAAGCUGAUGGUCUUUUAUGGCUUCCGAGGGGAGCGCGGCGAGCUCUCCUUCCUCAAGUUCUUCCUGGAGACUGCACGGAUGCUGACGAAGCUUGUGAUUGUGUUCAACAAGGGAAGUUUCGCUUCAGUGACCGAGGCGAACUCCAAAGUGAAACCUCUGUUUUCUACAAAAUGGGCCAGCCCAGAGUGUUCGCUGUUACUCUUGGAGAGUGCACUUCCAGCAGGUGAAGACAAGUGGUUGUUGAACUUCAAAACAGGAUCUGAUUUCUCUACAAAGGACCCGUUCACGUGUGCUGUUGCUCUUGGCGGGUGCAGUUUUUAAGGAGAAGGGCUGGUGCUUACUGCUUACUGAAGAUUAGAAAGAUGUUCUCCACCAGGGGCCUUUUUGAGUUCAUUGGGCGAUCAGCUUAUUCUAGGGAAACACAUGGUUAGUCCUCUGUUGCAGUCUCUACCUUCAGCGAAAGGCAACGUUUUGGAUCAUUGGCUUGUGUUUUUUGGUCAGACUUCCUGGUUUUAUUUGCAUGACGACCUUCAGAAAGUUGAUGCAAAAGACGAGUGUUGCUCAAAUGCACUUCUGUAUGGUUUAUCUAUUUAGCUUUGGCCUAUUGCUGAUCAUGUUAGGACUCACAAUUUCUGCUGAAUGUGUUGAGCGAUGCUGGCAGACAGAUA
Molecule: messenger RNA, 7287 nt
Organism: Lolium rigidum
Lineage: Eukaryota; Viridiplantae; Streptophyta; Magnoliopsida; Poales; Poaceae
Exons: 4
Coding region: 674-6940 (2088 amino acids)
Biological process (GO): DNA integration
Molecular function (GO): protein binding; nucleic acid binding
Source: RefSeq, a predicted model, not a curated record